UCUCCUGAAACAAAAACCGACCUAAAGUUUGCACAUUGGUGACAAUGCUACUGCCGUACGUUCUCAUUAUUUUGGGUUUGUGCCCCUGUGAGGCGAUCUUUAGCAACGCUUUGAAAAAACUCAAACAGAAAUCGAAAGAAGCGUACAAGAAAAAAUUCGGGAAGGACAAGACUUGGCACUUUUUGGGCUUUGAUUUGACCGAAUAUCCCGGAACCAACGAGAAAUACCGCCAGUUGAAUAAAGACAAAUGGGGCGAUUAUUACGCCUGUUUGGAGGAGCAAAACUCGAAUGUGGGGCACGAUUUUUCCGUCACACCUGAAGCAGUGCAAGUGGUUGAGUCCGGCUCGGUUAGACUUGAAUGCAAACUGUGUUUAAGUCCGCUAGAAAUCGCCAAAAUUGACUCAGUUGAAUGGUUCUGGGCUGGGGGCGAAACAGCCAAGCUGAAACCGGUGGAAUACACCGAAAACAUCCUACUAUCACCAACAGACAGGUCACUGGACAUUUACAACUUGCACAAAGAACAAACCGGUCAAUACAUCUGCCGGCUUGGUAAAGCUGAAUCAGCUCCGUAUUUCCUCACUGUUAUUGAGCCCCAAGACGAGGAUUUGCGAGAAGUCCACUCGCUGGAAGCCCCCACAGGUCCAUACCCACAAAAACCGGAAGCCAUCCCCGGUUAUAACCUCAUUGUGGACACGGAAUGGACCCCCUGGACCUCGUGCAGCAAAUGCGACCAAAUCGGGCGAAGGCACCGGCUAGGCUACUGUAUCGUCAAAUACGAGAAAAACGCGGCUAAAUAUAUAACCCCCAGUAACAACACCAAUACCACCGAAGACGAAACGGUUACAAUAACCGACGAACAUUACGAGUUUUUACGAAUUUUCAAAUUUGGCAUUCCGUGUACUUCACACGUCUUGCCACAUUCCCUAAAAAAAUUGCGACACGUUACUGACCGAAAAAACGAAAUCAUGACCGGGUUUUGCAAGAUUAAAUGUCCCGAAGAUAAAGUUUUCGAAGUGCGCGAUAAAGACGGGAAUGUUAUCGAACGUGCGAAUAACUCGGCUGGAAUUUAUUCGAUGGUGCAAGGAAUACCGUCGUUGCAACCAUCGGUUGAAAGGUUGUUACAGUUUGGUGAAAAAGGCAAGAAAAUUGUAGUGGCAUGUCCGGGAAAUUUGAACACAGAUGUUCCGGUUCAAUGGCAAAUCGGGACGAAAAAACUCGUUCCCGAGCUUUUGGUUGCCGAGUCUAAGGGCCGGGUUUAUGUCAGUAUCACUGACAAGAUUCAUAUUAAAGAUGCAAAAAUUUCAGACUCAAAUAUUUACAGUUGUUGGCAGCACAAAGACCUGGCGGGGACCGUGCGCCUCAUCGUCGAGAAAAAAAUUUCGCUCAACUUCAACCACCACAUCAUGCUGAUCGGUGCCGUUUUAAUCUUUUCCCUCAUUUUAUACGUUUUUGCGAAAGCAUUUUUCCGUCGAAAAAUCGUCCGAACAGCCACAUAAAACUUACC
Messenger RNA from Tribolium castaneum (red flour beetle), 1504 nucleotides. RefSeq lists its product as uncharacterized. The record is from RefSeq and is a predicted model, not a curated record. NCBI's taxonomy places the organism in Eukaryota, Metazoa, Arthropoda, Insecta, Coleoptera, Tenebrionidae. The transcript has 5 exons. The coding region runs from base 45 to 1496 and encodes 483 amino acids.